AUGGAAUUAUUUUUCUUCUUUUCACGGCUUUUUUUCUCAAAUUCCUUUCUUUCUUCGUUUAUAUUUGCUUUAUUUUAUUUUUUUUUAUUUUAUUAUUUUAUUUUUUCAUUUUUCAUUGCUAGAUUUUCCUCUAUAACAUUGAAUGAUUUUAACUUUAACAUUUUUAUCUUUCCUUUUCAUUUUUUAUACCUUUUUUAUUAUUUCUUUCUUCUUGUUUGCCUUAAAAUAUUGCCGUUAUUUUAUCUUCUUUUUCUUUCCUUUUUUACUAUCUUUUAUCUUUCUGGCUUUUUUUACCAUAUUUAUCUUCUUUCUCUCUUUCUUUUUACCAUCUUUUAUCUUCUUUUUCUUUCUUUCUUUUUACCAUCUUUUAUCUUUCUUUCUUUUUACAUAUCUUCUUUUCUUUCUUUUUACCAUAUUUUAUAUUCUUUCUUUCUUUUUACAGAUUUUUUAUCUUCUUUUUUUCAUCUUUUCUUUUCUUUUUUUACGAUAGUUUCUUUUUUUCUUUCUUUUUACAGAUCUUUUAUCUUCUUUUUCUUUCUUUUUUCACCAUCUUUUAUCUUCUUUCUUUCUUUCUAUUUUAUUAUUCUUUAUCCCCUUUUUCUUCUUUGCUCACAUUUUAUUUUCUUUUUUCUUUCUUUUCAUUUUGCUGCCACUUUUGUUUCUUGUUUUUUGCAUCACCUUAUUCAUUUAUCUUUCAGUAUUUAUUCUUUCCUUUCUUUAAAUUCCAUUUCUAAUCUUCCAUUAUUUCCAUUUCUUCUUUUCUUUCAUCUCGUUCCGCUUUUUCUUUCUCGCUUUUUCCCCCCUAAUUAG
Molecule: messenger RNA, 810 nt
Organism: Acanthosepion pharaonis
Lineage: Eukaryota; Metazoa; Mollusca; Cephalopoda; Sepiida; Sepiidae
Source: the annotation of a GenBank genome assembly